Messenger RNA from Vigna angularis (adzuki bean), 745 nucleotides. Its product is annotated as histone H3-like centromeric protein cnp1. Lineage: Eukaryota; Viridiplantae; Streptophyta; Magnoliopsida; Fabales; Fabaceae. The transcript is spliced from 7 exons. Gene Ontology annotation, molecular function: DNA binding; structural constituent of chromatin; protein heterodimerization activity. Gene Ontology annotation, cellular component: nucleosome. The record is from RefSeq and is a predicted model, not a curated record. Bases 90 to 569 code for a protein of 159 amino acids.
UGAAAUUUCAGAAAAUGCAGAAAAUGAAACCGGAAACUGAAUCCGAAGAGUGAAGUUUCGAUUUCUUCAGAGUUUGUUCCUUGUGUUCCAUGGCGAGAGUGAAGCACACGCCAGCUUCGCGCAAAGUUGGUAAAGGUAAAGCCAAAAGCGCUUCCACGUCCACUCCACCGUCACAGCAAUCGCCUGUGACUAGAAGUAAUAGUAGGGCUCAACAAAAGGAGCCGCAGGAAGCAGCAGCAGCGCCACAGACGCAGGGAAAGAUGAAAAAGCGCAGUAAGCCAGGAACAGCGGCGCUUCGCGAGAUACGUCGUUUUCAGAGAAGUUGUGAGCUUCUUAUUCCGGCUGCCCCCUUUAUCAGAUGUGUCAAACAAAUUACACAUCAAUUCUCUACGGAGGUGUCUCGCUGGACGCCUGAAGCUGUGAUAGCACUGCAGGAGGCAGCUGAGGAAUGUCUGGUUCACUUGUUUGAAGAUGGAAUGCUAUGUGCAAUUCACGCUAGACGUGUUACACUUAUGACAAAGGAUAUUCAGUUGGCUAGGAGGCUUGGAGUAAUAGGAAGGCCUUGGUGAAUGUACAAUGACAUUAGUGCUUUUGUCUGUAAAUCCUGCUGCCAAAUUAGACUGAUUAUUUGGUAUUAUAUAUUAUUAGGAAAUAUAAUGUAACUCAUUUUGUAGUUUAAACAACAAUGAUAGAAUUCAGAUUGAGAAACAACCCUUAUAGAAUGGUUUCUACCAUGACUUUAAAU